Messenger RNA from Dunckerocampus dactyliophorus (ringed pipefish), 1938 nucleotides. RefSeq names its product glycosyltransferase 1 domain containing 1 (gene glt1d1). The transcript has 12 exons. The coding region runs from base 167 to 1198 and encodes 343 amino acids. The record is from RefSeq and is a predicted model, not a curated record. Gene Ontology annotation, molecular function: glycosyltransferase activity. Lineage: Eukaryota; Metazoa; Chordata; Actinopteri; Syngnathiformes; Syngnathidae.
CAGUCCAAAUAAAGUACUGUACUGUAUAGUGUCAAGUAAGGCGUUUACCUUCCCUCUAGGAAACGUCAGCCUUGCUAGCCUGCUACGCUAGCACAUUAAGGCUGUAGGGUUUUUUUACAUUCAGUGACGCCUAUGCACAUAUACGUAUUCGGCUAUUAUUAAGAUCAUGAAAUUACUUUUUCUUGCUUGCCUCGAACCCAAAACAGGGAACCACACCACAGCUGAGCGAAUCAGGUCCUACAUUGAAUCAGCAGGACACAUUUGUGAGCUCCGCCAUGCGGAAGAAUUCCAGUCGUCCUCUGAUGUGGCUAACAUGCUAUCACAAAAUCUUGAAUUUGACGGGGCGCUUGCCAUUCAUCUGUUCAAAGCAGGCAGACUCCUCCUUGACAUUCAAGUACCCUUUGGCAUUAUCUUUGGUGGAACAGACAUCAAUGAAGAUGUGAAAGUUGAGAAGAAGCGUGCGGUUAUGGAGAAAGUUCUACUUAAAGCAAGGUUUGCAGUUGCAUUUACGGACAAACUGAAGGAGGAGGCCAUGUUGUUUUUGCAUUCCCAAAGCAGCAAAAUAUAUGUCCAGCCUCAAGGUAUUGAGACAGAAGUUGCAGAGGAUUUCGACUGGGCUGAAUUCUUGCAAAGUUCAGGUAUAAGUGGUGAGCAUGUGGAACGGCUCCAUGUUUUCCUGUUGAUCUGCGGCAUCAGACGAAUCAAGGACCCACUCUAUUUAGUGGAAAGCUUUUCAGAGUGGCACAGUGAGAAUCCCCAGCAUGUUCUUGUUAUAAUUGGUCCGAGGAUUGAUCCUGUGCUGACUGAUGCAGUCGAAGCUGUUGUUAGGAGAACAGCAGGGGUCUUUUUGGCUCGGCAGAGGAGCCAGCCGGAGCUUCACGCUGCCAUGAAAAGGUGCUUUGCUGUGGUCAACAGUUCCAUCUCAGAAGGCAUGUCAGCAGCUAUCUUGGAGGCCAUGGAUCUGGGGCUACCUGUGUUGGCCAGGGACAUUCCGGGAAAUACAGCUGUGGUGCAACAUGAGGUCACUGGUCUGCUAUACUCUUCCCCUCAGGAAUUUGUGCAUCAGUCUCAGAGGCUGUUGUCAGAUCAUGAGCUGAGAGCGAGAGUGAUAAGGAAUGGAAAAGUCUACGUGGUGAAGCAUCACAGCCUGAAACAGGAGAGAGAAACUUACCAGAGGCUGGUGGACAUGCUGCACUAGCGCCACAUCUGUCAGCUCCUUUGUUUACUUUGGUCAUGUCUACACAAACACGGGUAUUUUCUCUAUUACAUAUUGGGCUUUUGUUUUUUUUGUUUUUUUCCUUUGACAUGGGUCCUGUAGGUUGUAACCUUGAGUCUGAGUCUUAUUUUUUGAAUAUGAACUUUUAUAUUUCUUUGGUCUAAAUGGUGUUCCUUUGACACUUUGGCUUGACAAAAGAUUAACGACAGUGACUCGUUCAUCACUAUAUUUUUUUACUUGAUCGGGACUCGCGGGUACUUGUCUCUUACCUCGUUCACUUACACACCGCUGCUAACGCUAGCUAAAUUAAAAUGUUGAGCAAGUCCGAGUUUCUGCACAUGCGCUUUGUGACGAGUGAAUCAACUACCCGAUUCACUUCCACUCACGUCAGUAAAAGGAAUUGAGUUUCUCAUCACUACUGAGAAUCAUGUGGACAAAUUUAUUUUAAAAAUAUAUUUAAACACUACGGUCAACAUUUUUUCUACCCCAAAAUACAGUCUUUACAGAAGCCUCAGUAAAAAUUGGGUAUGACACCAUUCUACAUCUUUCAUACAAUAAAGUGUACUGUAUUUUACAAUACCAUGCUGUAAACAUGUUUUUUAUUGGUGCUUUAAAGGGAUGGCUAUGAUGCAAUAAAACGGGAAAAUGCUUCUUUUUCACAGUAAUAUAUUUUAUGCAUUUGGAAGUGUGCUAUUUAUUUCAGAUUUAAUAAACAUGGUGAA